AUGAAGCCAAUAACGCACACGGUCGGCAAUUUUUUAGAUAUGCUAAAGACAGAGGAUCGUGGCAUCGAUCGAGCAUGCAUAACAUCGCUAGAUGGGGUCAGAAUAGCUUCCAGCAACACGAUAGAAUCGCUUUUAGAGGAGGAUUUCAAAUUAUUAAUAAACGAUAACGAAUACAUUGUCUCGCCGCCGUUACGAGAAAGGUGCACAACAGAGGAUUUACAGAAACUCGGAGACGUACAAGCGCUCGUUGCGCAGUUGUACGAGGCAUUCCACGUGCGGGAAUACCAUGUCGACAUGGAAAGAUCUGUUAUCGCCGAGCUGGAGAAUAUUAGACUACAGCUGGAACCCAUGGAACAGAAAUUGCAAGAGAUACAAAAUGCCGCUUACAAGAAGGCGAAUUUUUUUAUCUGGACGUUCCUAGUCAUGAUGUCUAUCCAAUUUGGGGCGUUGGCCAGAUUAACCUGGUGGGAAUACUCAUGGGAUAUAAUGGAGCCCGUCACUUACUUCGUCACUUAUGGCACUACUAUGAUGUGGUUUAUUUAUUACCUCGUGACUCGACAGGAAUACAUGCUGCCGGACGUGUUGAAUAGACGCCACCUAAUAGUGCUUCACAGAAGAGCGCGAAAGAUCGGUCUUGACAUUGACGUAUACAAUGCGUUGAAGAAUCGCGCGUACGAGUUGGAGACCACGUUGAAAAUUAUUCGCGGCCCUUUAUACGAUUACAAGACGCAACGGAAGCGACAGCAACGCUCCAGAUCAAGCUCCAGUAGCUCAAGAUCACCAAGUUCCUCACCUAGCCUCAGUCCUAGCCCCAGUCCUAGCCCCGAAAAAGACGUUCCUAAAGUUAUAUCCGAAUCAGACAUCCCCGAAGAAAUACGCCGAAGAAUAUAA
Molecule: messenger RNA, 891 nt
Organism: Atta colombica
Lineage: Eukaryota; Metazoa; Arthropoda; Insecta; Hymenoptera; Formicidae
Gene: MCU
Product: calcium uniporter protein, mitochondrial
Exons: 5
Coding region: 1-891 (296 amino acids)
Biological process (GO): calcium import into the mitochondrion; mitochondrial calcium ion homeostasis
Cellular component (GO): mitochondrial inner membrane; uniplex complex
Molecular function (GO): calcium channel activity; uniporter activity
Source: RefSeq, a predicted model, not a curated record